This is a messenger RNA of Neospora caninum, 1992 nucleotides long. RefSeq names its product putative actin-like protein 3b. Bases 1 to 1992 code for a protein of 663 amino acids. Gene Ontology annotation, cellular component: NuA4 histone acetyltransferase complex; SWI/SNF complex. The transcript has 5 exons. Lineage: Eukaryota; Apicomplexa; Conoidasida; Eucoccidiorida; Sarcocystidae. Gene Ontology annotation, molecular function: chromatin binding. The record is from RefSeq and is a predicted model, not a curated record. Gene Ontology annotation, biological process: regulation of transcription by RNA polymerase II.
AUGUUUUCGUCUUCGCCGCUUCCGUCUCCCCCGCUCAUCUUCGACUUGGGGGCACAUACAUUGCGGGCGGGUGUCGCCGGAGACGCUUUGCCGCGCUGGAUUGCGCCGAGCGUCGUGGGGCUGCCGCACGCGGCCUUAUCUUCGUCUUCUUUCGGCUUAUUUUCGGGGAGCGACGAGACGGGUUGCCAUGCUUCUCGAAACGCGGGCCCCCGCGCCCUACUAUCUCUCGCGCCUCUCAACCCCCUCGAGAAGCGCGAUCACGUCGAGCUCUCCCCCGUCGUGUUUUACCAGCCUUCGGCGCUCAGAGCGAACGCCGGCUCGGGCAACGGCGGCACCAGCAAAGAAGACAAAGAGGAGAAAGCGAAGAAAAAGCGGAAGAACGAGGAUUUCAAGAAGGAAGACAGAGGAGCCGAAGGCGCGUGCAGUGUCUUAGGAGCAGCAGGGGGAUGGGGAAACGCGCCGGGGGUAUAUUCCGUGGAUAUGCCGGGUUUCCGGCGGCUUCUGGAGACAGCGUGUGGGCCUCGCGGACUGGACGAGGGGACACUGGAGGGUCGGUCGGUCCUUCUCACCGAGCCGAAUGUGACAAAUCGCAGCCUCCGAGACUCUUUCGCCGAGAUGCUGUUUGAGGACUUGAAGGUAUCUCGGGCCUUUCUGUGCAAGAAGGCUGCGCUGGCGUGCUUUGGGUGCGCGCGCACGUCAGGGAUCGUCGCAGAUGUGGGGCACUCGAACACCUCGGUGUGCGCCGUCCAGGAGGGUUUCGUUCUCCAGAAGGCGGUUCAGGAAUUCCCCUUUGCAGCCUCGCACUGCGCAGCCUUCUCGCGGGGCGUGCUCCAACACCACGGCGUCGCAGUGACGCCGGGUUUCGCGGUCGUGCGCACGCCACUGAAGGCCGAAAAAGGAACCAGAAAAGGCGAGAAAGAAGAGCGCGAACGCGGCAGAAGGAAAGGCGCAACGGCGCCCGGAGAGAGGCGCCGGAGCGCCGAGCACGACGCGGGGCUGGGCAGAAGUGGUGCCAAGGCCGAGGACGACGGCAGAGGCGCGGAGACGAAAGCUGGAGAGGACUGUGCGCUGCCGGGCGUCUCGCGAGUCGUCGACGAAAAGAACAACGAAGUCGUCCACGUUGCACCCUGUCCACACGUCACUGCGAGCUACAGAGACUGGGGUGAACUCCACAUCGUCGAGGUGCUGGGAGAGUGUCGGUCUCGACAAGACGCUGCGGCGAUGGUGACGGCUUCACUUUCUUCUGCGGCUUCGCAGGCGUCCCGAGGCCGCCCGAAAGCGGGUCUCCGUCGAGGAAAGGCGAGCGCGUCACGAGGCAGCUCGGAGAGCGGCCGGGAGACUGUCUCCGGGGGCGCCGAGGGCGAGAAGAAGCGCGACGAACGGGAGAAACGAGACGAAGACGAAGACCGCGCACAGGCCUUUGUCCUGCCGGACGGGACCAAACUCAGCGGUGCAGUCACGGACGCCAUUCGCGCAGCGGUCCCCGAAACGCUCUUUUCCGCCCCGAUGCGGCUCCACUACUUCAGUCUCUUCGGUCCUGCGGGCUCGGGGCGAGAAGAGAGCGAGCGAGUCGGGAAGGCCGUCUGCGACCGCGAGCUCGUCGAAGCCGUCAAAGCGUGUGUCCUAAGCGCAGGAAGUUCCCGUCGAGACACCACAGCCACGGUGAUUCCCACUGGAGGAGGCAGUCUCUACCCCGGUUUCCUGGACCGAUUCCGAGAAGAGAUGCAGGCGCUGCAGCAAGACCCGAGUCUGGCCGUGCUGCUGGCCGCGCAUCGUCAAGCAGCGCUCGCGUCUCUUGACGCCGACGGCGCCUCCGGCCUCUGCACCCCCCUCCGCGUGGUGGCGAGCCCGGUGGACGCGGAGCGGCACUUCGCCUCCUGGAUCGGCGGUUCCAUUCUAGGGUGUCUCGGCAGCUUCUCGCAGUUCUGCGUGACGCAGGCCGAGUACGACGAGUACGGCGCGCGCGUGGCGAUCGACCGGAAAUGCCCUUGA